Molecule: messenger RNA, 2531 nt
Organism: Asparagus officinalis (garden asparagus)
Lineage: Eukaryota; Viridiplantae; Streptophyta; Magnoliopsida; Asparagales; Asparagaceae
Product: heat shock 70 kDa protein, mitochondrial
Exons: 6
Coding region: 212-2257 (681 amino acids)
Biological process (GO): protein refolding; cellular response to unfolded protein
Cellular component (GO): mitochondrion; cytoplasm
Molecular function (GO): ATP binding; ATP-dependent protein folding chaperone; ATP hydrolysis activity
Source: RefSeq, a predicted model, not a curated record
UCUCCACUCGUAUCGCGGACGCGAAAUCGAGAGGCGAAGAUAUAAACACCUUUUCUCUCACUCGCCCGUUCCCUGUUUUGUUCGUGUUAAAACCCUAGCCCUCUCUCUUUCACUCUCUCUCUCUUAAAACCCUAGCUCCUCUUGAAGCCCUAGAAACCUCCCCCUUCUCUGCUUCUUUCGCGCGCUCCUCACAUCGGAGUUCGAUCCGAGAAUGGCCACCUCGGUGAUGCUUCGAGCUUUGAGGCGGCGAGACGUCGCCUCUUCUCUCUCGUCUCCUCUCAGAUCUCUAUGUGGCAGUUCAAAGACAUCAUGGGCUACAUCACCUUUCAGUCAUAAAUGGGCAAGUGUGGCUAGGCCAUUCAGUUCAAAACCAGCUGGUAAUGAUGUCAUCGGAAUAGAUUUAGGAACUACCAAUUCUUGUGUGGCUGUUAUGGAAGGAAAGAAUCCUAAAGUGAUCGAAAAUUCUGAGGGGGCACGAACUACACCAUCUGUUGUUGCCUUCAAUCAGAAGGGGGAGCUACUUGUUGGAACUCCAGCCAAACGACAGGCUGUGACUAAUCCAACUAAUACACUGUUCGGGACAAAGCGACUAAUAGGUCGUCGCUUUGAUGAUCCUCAGACACAAAAGGAAAUGAAGAUGGUUCCCUAUAAGAUAGUAAAGGCUCCAAAUGGUGAUGCAUGGGUUGAAAUUAAUGGUCAACAGUAUUCUCCUAGCCAAAUUGGUGCUUUUAUCUUGACAAAGAUGAAAGAAACUGCAGAGGCUUAUCUUGGGAAAUCUGUUACCAAGGCUGUAAUUACUGUUCCAGCAUACUUUAAUGAUGCUCAACGACAAGCUACUAAAGAUGCAGGGAGAAUUGCUGGCCUUGAUGUUCAAAGGAUUAUCAAUGAGCCAACUGCUGCCGCACUUUCUUAUGGUAUGAACAAUAAGGAAGGCCUGAUUGCAGUUUUUGAUCUUGGAGGAGGGACAUUUGAUGUUUCCAUCUUGGAAAUAUCCAAUGGCGUUUUUGAGGUCAAAGCAACAAAUGGUGACACAUUCUUGGGAGGGGAGGAUUUUGAUAAUGCACUUCUAGAUUACCUAGUGAGUGAGUACAAGAAAACCGAGGGAUUAGAUCUAUCGAAGGACAGGCUGGCCCUACAGAGGUUACGUGAGGCAGCUGAGAAGGCGAAGAUUGAACUCUCAUCUACCUCUCAGACUGAAAUCAAUUUGCCAUUUAUUUCUGCUGAUUCUUCAGGAGCAAAACAUUUGAAUAUUACUCUGACUAGAUCAAAGUUUGAGACAUUGGUGAAUCACCUGAUCGAGAGAACUAGAAACCCUUGCAAAAGCUGUUUGAAGGAUGCUGGCAUUUCUACCAAGGAAGUUGAUGAAGUCCUUCUUGUAGGUGGAAUGACCAGGGUUCCAAAAGUUCAAGAGGUUGUUUCAGAGAUUUUCGGGAAGAGCCCAAGCAAAGGAGUGAAUCCUGAUGAAGCUGUUGCUAUGGGAGCUGCCAUUCAAGGUGGAAUCCUCCGGGGAGAUGUUAAGGAGUUGCUUCUCUUGGAUGUUACUCCUCUUUCACUUGGUAUUGAGACCCUUGGUGGCAUUUUCACCCGAUUGAUCAACAGGAACACAACUAUUCCUACAAAGAAGAGUCAGGUCUUCUCUACUGCUGCAGACAACCAGACCCAGGUCGGUGUUAAAGUGCUGCAAGGUGAACGUGAGAUGGCAGCAGACAACAAGCUUUUGGGCGAGUUUGAGCUUGUUGGUAUUCCACCAGCACCAAGAGGCAUGCCACAAAUUGAGGUAACGUUUGACAUAGAUGCAAAUGGUAUUGUCACCGUCUCUGCCAAGGACAAAGCCACUGGUAAAGAGCAACAGAUCACUAUUCGGUCCUCUGGUGGUCUUUCUGAGGACGAGAUUAACAAAAUGGUGAAGGAGGCUGAGCUCCAUGCACAGAAGGACCAGGAAAGAAAGGCUCUUAUCGACAUAAGGAACACGGCUGAUACUACAAUUUACAGUAUCGAGAAGAGCUUGAACGAAUACAGGGACAAGAUCCCCGCCGAGGUUGCUUCAGAAAUAGAAACCGCGGUAGCUGAUUUGAGGACAGAGAUGGCAGGUGAUAAUGCUGAUAAGAUCAAGGAAAAGCUUGAUGCAGCAAACAAAGCCGUAUCAAAGAUUGGUCAGCACAUGGCUGGUGGAGGAGGAUCGGGCGGUUCUUCUUCAAGUGGGUCUCAAGGCGGUGAUCAGGCGCCUGAGGCAGAAUACGAGGAGGUGAAGAAGUAGAUAUAGCAUGAUUGAUUCCCUUUUUGUCACGAAGAGUCUUUUCAUUACAUGUGCGAUAAUUUAACCGUAGCAGCGGUACCUUUUAGUUUAGCCUGAGUACGCAUGGCUUAAAAUUUGUUUUCUUAAAAAGUUUUUCUUCUGGAUUGAAUAAGGAAGCCAUUGGUUGUGGACUCUCCUAAUUAUUGUCUUUGGAUAUAUAGACCUUUUACAUUUCUAUGUUAUCUGUAUCACGCGUCAUCCUUUUUUAUCUUUGGUGUAGGGUGAUGAUGUUGAA